UGAUUGUUGUGUGUUCAAAUUUUAUUCUUUUUUUCUUGUGAUAGUUAUUUUUUGUUUUAUUUCACUUGUCAUUAUUACAUGUGCUUUUACUAAAUUUGAGCGCCAUAUACUUUAAUUGGGAGUUGUCCUUUUUACAUUUAAAGCUACGACUAAGAUGUCUCUCAGUAGAUCUAACAACUUUCCAGAUUAUGGAUCCACAGAUUCCCGGUAUGGUGGAACAAGACCAGUUAGACCACAACCUAAAUCAAAUUUUGAUAUCACACUAUAUCAUCAACUGUGUGACGAUAUUAGUUGCAAUAUAUUUUCUAUAAAUAAUAAUGUCACAGCUUUAGAAAAAGCAUCUAAAGAAGUUGGAACCCAGUCUGAUACUCCAUUACUAAGAGAAAAAAUACAUGCUACACAACAGAGUACAAAGGACCUUGUUAGCAGUACUACAAAGUUUUUAAAAGACUUAACCACUGUAGUUGCCAAAGGAGGAAGGGAGCAUCGACUGCAGUGUGAAAGAGUUCGAAAUGAAUUUCGAGCUACAGUGCAACGUUAUGACACAUUACAAAAGCAAUUAGGUCCAAAGAUGAAGCAAGCCAUGAUACAGAGCCAACAAACAAGCAAAAACAUAUGGACUGCAGACGAAGAGGAUGAGAAUCAGUCAUUAAUGGAAGCUGAAAAUAUCCAACAGCAGCAACAAAUUCAAGAGGAGUUAGAAUUUGAACAAGGUUUACUGUUAGAAAGAGAACAAAGGAUUAGACAAAUAGAAUCUGAUAUGCUGGAUGUCAAUCAAGUUUUUCGUGAUUUGGCAGCAAUGGUUCAUGAACAAGGAGAUUAUAUUGGAACCAUAGAAGAGAAUAUUACAUCUGCAGCUUAUAAUGUCGAAGAAGGCCAAGAGCAGCUACUUAAGGCUAGGAACUAUCAGAAAGCCUAUCGGAAGAAACUUUGCUGCUUUGUUUCGAUUUUAGUGAUUGUUGCUAUCAUUAUUCUCAUAAUUGUGUUAGUGACUUCAAAAUCAUAAUGUUUUCAGUCUUAGGUGCACAUUUUUAUCAAUUGAUCACUAUCUUGGAUACAUAUGUGUAUAUACAUAUAAAUAUAAACUGAGGAAAUAUAUGCCAAUAUAUUAUUUUCUGACAAAAUAUAGUCAUGCAACUGUGAUAAUAUUGCACAUACAUAGCUGUAAGUGUGCUGAUAUUUGUAUAUGUAAUACUUGUAUAUGUAAGCGAUAGAAUUUCUUUUACUGUAGUUAAAAAAAUAUUCAUUAAUUCUCUGAUUAUUUGUAAGGACGAAAAUUUUUUUUGAUAUUUUUUAUGUCUUUGUAAAAGUGAAUAAUGUUUAUGUUUCUUUAGAAAAAUUUGUCAUGUUUUCUGCUAUAAUUACUACAAUAUUUUACUCAUCCCUGCCAUAUAAUUGCCCUUUACUGCUGUAGUAAUGAAUAAUUAUAAUCAGGUAAUGGAAAUUUACAUAGUUAAAAAUCAUUUAAUAUGAAUUAAUCUGUUGUUUAAAGUUCUAUUUUAAAACUGAAAUCUAAAUUAAAAAAAAAAAAAAUUCUUUGCUAAACAGUAGUCAAAAGUUGUUAUGGGUAUUCUGUAACUAAAUUCAUACUGUAUGGCAUUAGCAGUAUUAUUUAUUAAUUAUAUCAAUGAUGUAAAUGCUUCUAAAUCUUAUAGUUAUAUUUUUUAUAUAAUCUUAUAGAUAUAUUAUAAUUUUUUUUCAAACUGAUAUCUGAUUCAAAACUAAAAUAUUGUUAAUUUUAGGUAAAGUUAUAAAAAAAGGGGGGAGAAAACAAUUAUAAUCUUGUUCUUUAUAUUUCCCCUGAAACUUCCUGAAGCAUUCAUCAUCAAAAAAGUAUGAAUUAGUUAAAAUAUAUAUAUAUAUAUACUGUAAAGUAUUUGCCUGUGCACAGCAAUGAUACAUAAGCUACUGAGAAUUAAAAUUUUAUGGACUGAAUUUUAAUGAAACAUAAAUCAGCAGAAAACCUUACACUAUUUUCCUUUUCUCUCCAUGUAAAACUAAUUCUUGCAGUUGCCAUUAGGAAAUGAUAGAUCUUUUAAGCAUGUUACUUUAUUCCAGCUAAUUUGAAAGUACAGUAGUAUCUGCCAAUAAGAUACAUCCACCAAACUAGACAUUUUAUCUCCCAAAUAAAUAUUUCUCUUCUUCAGAGGGUACAUACUAAAAUAAUGUAAUUUAAUUAGAACUUCAGGUUAUAUGAAGCUUUAUAUAAAUGAUAUAUAAAUAACUUAAUUACAGAUAUUUGUUUGAAGUUCAUGAAAAAUUUAAAGUCUUAAUUAAAAAAGUUAUUAUUGCAAAAAUGUAUAAAAUAAACAAUAGAAUUUUGUAAUUUUUUACAGAAAUUUAUUGAAAAUAAUCCAUUACACGGGUGUGUUUGAAAGUUUUGCACAUUGAUGAUCCUAAGUCCCUCUCUCUCACCAAUAGUUAUGAUAUAUAUUUUUUUUAAAUUGAGACGUAUAAGGCAUCAGUAUAGUUUUUUUUUAUGUUACUCUUUCCGUUUGACUCUUCUUCAUCUUUCUGCUUUCCAAUCUAUUUUUAUUAAUGCCUACCUCAUCAUUCACAGCUGAACUAAAAGAUUAUACAUCCUCAGUGGCGUCUUCAGCGCACAAAUUUUCAUUGAUUUCUAAAUAUUCUUGAAUUUGAGCACUGCCAUUGAUAAGUUGAAACAAUUCAUUUUCAUCAUACAUUCAUUGAGGGCACUUGAAACUGGAAUUUAAAAGGUCUGCUUUCUUUUCUUAAAACAGUGCUGAACAUCACUUUAUGAUACAGAUUGAACAGCCUUUGUGAUUCAUUGAGCGGCAUUCAAUACAUUUACACAUUUUGCAAGCUGAUCACUGUUUCUGCAAGCCUGUCAAAGAAUAUGCCAUAAAAACAGUUUUCUGUAAUGAACCCAGACGUUUCUAAUCAUACAUUGGUUCAAAAGCUGUAAUAUUGAUGUUGCAUUAGGUAGAAAAAACACUAAUUUCCCUGAUAAUAAUCAAGUUUCAUCUGCAUUGUAGAUAUUUAUUACCUCAUAUCCUUCUCAGAUUUCAUUUAGCUUUUUUAUCCAGUCUGUUACAUGUUCCAUUAUCUACUGAUUUUUCUUCACCACUAAUAGUCUUGGAAAAUAAUGUUAUGUCUUUGCUAAAAUUUGUCUAACCAAACAUUUGGUGAUUUAAAGUUCUGUAGUGCACUCUUUCUGAAACUUCUUUUGCCUUUUCUUGCAAUAAAACUCCACUUACAAGAAUAUUGUUUGAUAUUGCAGAACAAAACCAAGUGAAUACUACUGUAUCAGUUUCACAUGCUACAAUUUUUCUAAAUUUUACAGUCUUGGAAUGUUCAUUUGAAUUGGUAAUUUAAUAAUGUUUUUAUUAUCUUCUGUAUCCUUUAGCACACAACUUACUGGGUUUUUUUUUUUACUUAUUUCACAUUUCUACCCUAAAUCUCUCAAACUAAUGUUUUCAAUCUGCUACAUGGAUUACAUCAGCUUUUUGUUUUAAUGAUAAUUUUUUCCUCUUUUUAGCAAUGCUAGAUAACAUAUGAAAAAAUGCACAUGUACAAAAUUACAUUUCUUUUGCUUCCUGCUUCUAGUAAGAACUAAGAAUGCUCAAAAUUUUCAUUCUAUCCAAAUUGUGAGAUCCUUGUGCCUUGGCAUAUGGUCCAGUCAUCCCACCACAUUUUUUUCCAAUUGGUCCGCAUCUUGGAUUGCGUUACAACAUGCUGACAUUAUUUUCUUUUCCCUUCUGAGAACUGUAGCAAGAAUAACUGAUUUUGAGUUCUGUUGAAUGUGAAAUAUCCUUUUGAUUGUACAACUUGCAUUUCCCAAUGUAUUUCCCCCCUUUUUCCUACUGAAAAGCAGUUUUCAAAAUUUAUGGAUUAACUUUUCAUUUUAUUGUUGCCUUGUGACAAAAUUAUCUUUCACUGAGCACAAACUUGCUUUUGAAACUCAAAAGUUUAACAAAGAGUAUUUCUGUUUUCAAUAAUUUCUGUAACUCUAUCUUACUUUUUAAACGUUUUUUCAAUGUGUUCAAAAAUUAAUUCAAGAUGAUCCCUUAAAUAUAGGUGUUCUCUAUUCAGAGGUGUCCCUUACAGGAGGGUACUACUGUAAAUGAAAAAUCUUAUGUCACAUAAGGCAACAACUUUCUUUGAUGAAAUGUAAAUUUCAUCAUUCAUGUUAAAAACAGAUGCAAUUUUAUUUGUAUAGUGAAAAUACAACACUAGCUUUUCGAUAUUGAAAAUUAUUAAAGAACAUAUACAUUGCUCUGAAAUCUUUAAUUUGGUUGCAGUAUAAUUAUAUACUUGUUUAAAAAGUAUAUUACACAUCUAUUUUGUCAAGAUUGGCUCCAACGAUUUCCCACCACUGCAUAGUUGAUGAAUGCUGUGGUAUGUUAAUGUAACAUGACAUGAAAAAAGGAAAAACUAGAUCAUGGACAUUUCUAACAUUAAUAUUUUGUAAUAUAAAUUAUGAUGAUUAAUUAUUUUACUCUGUCAAUUUUCGAAUUGUUUCUGCGAGAAUAGAAACCUUGUUUAUAAUUUAAAAAAUUAUACACUUAUCGGUAUCAUCUUGAAUUAAUUUUUAAGUGUAAUUCAGCUGUACCAGUAAUGUGCCAUGGUUUUUAUCAAAUGGGAGUAGACUAGAUAUGAUGAUACUUGUUUUUAAUAUGAAGACGAAUAAUUGCAAUGAUUUUGUAUGCAGUUUGUAAAAAUGGAAAGGAAGGCUAUAAAAGGUAUUUGUGAAUGUAAUAAAUGUUCAAACAAAUAAAAAAAUAUUUGCACAUGGAUUUUUAAAAUGUGAAUUCAAAUAGAUUAGAUAACCUAAAGCUAGCAAAACAAUUUAUUUCUUAAUUUGCAAGAAAUUAAUCAUUUAGAAGUUGCAUAAUAUUCCAUUUUGAAAUUGCAAAUAUCUUAUUUCAUUUUAAUGCAGACAAACAUCUGGUGGGAAAUGUACCCUUUUAUAAUUUCUUGUUUCUGUUGCAAAUUUAAGGUCUCAAAAAAUGUGAUGGGCAACCAGCUGAGAAGGCAGCAUAUUGACAGCUGAUUAGCAAAGCAACUUCAUGCUCUAUAAUAAUUUUAUGUGAAGAACUUCUUAAAAUAAACCUUUCAAUCAUCGUUUUAACUAGGAAUGACUAAUUCAAUAUAUAUAAUUUGAGCUGAUUAACCUUUACAAAAUUACCUAAAUGAACAUGAAUCAAAAUACAGUAUAUGUUUGGGAGAAGCUUGAGAAAAUUAAAAUAGCUCAUCACUUUAUCAGUGUUAAUUAAUAUUAUACCUUUAACAUGAUAUGAGCAGGUGAAAUCUGUGCAAUCUACUCUUCAUGUAAUGUUCAUGUAGCUUGUGUGUUGUAGGCAAAAUACUGAGUAUCUUUUAUAUCGCAUUUUUUUUUUUUUUUCCUUUUAAGAUAUAAAGCAUUAUUUAUUGUAAUGUUUUUAAAUGUUAGGUAAAAAUUAGCUUGGAAAUAUUACUACUAAAACUGUCAGAAAGUCUAGCUUAGUUUCUUUAAUCCAUUGACAGCAUACCAAGAUACAUAUUAAUUUUUGUCUUAUAAUUAGCUGUUAUUAGUUUUUUCUGAUAGCACUGUAUUUUAAUUUAUAAUUAUUAGACAUAAAAAUGAAAAUUUCAACUGUUAAGAAGUGUAUUUUUUUUCUUUUAUAUAAUUGUCAGCUUGUAUGCAAUUACAGAUCUUUUAAAUUCAAAACAUAAUUAAAGAUCUUACUUUUUACCUAAUGGCAAUCUUCUAAGAACUGAUUUUGCAUAAAGCACUUGGAAGGUAAAUUAAUACUUAAUGUUUUGCGCAAAAGAACACUUGCCAGGAUGAGUGAAUGACAUGUUUCAUGGUCGCAUAAUGUCAUGGGUUAUCUAAAUAUAGCAAAGCACAUGGGAGUUAACUGCCUAAUUAAAAGGAUUCCUUCAAGAAGGGAACCUAGGGGAAAGUGGCUCAUACUUGCAUUACACAUGGGGAAAUACCAUGCAGCCAGCCCUUUUAUUUAGGAUUGAACCCACUUCAAACUCUCAGCAUUCAGCCACUGAUGGGGUACAAUGUAGUGUAAUGUAAUUGUAACAGUCCAAAAUUCUUGGAAGGAUUCUGAUAAAGUUUUCAACAUCAAACAGACAUUUGUAACUUUGUUUCUAACAUCUAAAAUGCAUAGAAGCCAUUCCUUUUAGAAGCGGGGUAUAUUAUUCUGUUUUCUAUAGCAAAUUGUUCCUUUGGAAGUGAAGUUGAAUUAUUACUUUUUUUUUUUUACAAAGUAUCAAAUAUUUAUUGAAUAUCAUGUACAUUAUAUUUUUAAUAGUCAAAAGUAUUCUGCAUUCUUAUAUAAUUCAUAAAUGUAGUCAGUUCUUUUUGUGAAAGUUGUACAGGUAACUAGUUUCUUGUAUUGUUAAAAGUUUGAUAAUAUUAAGUAUUCAUAUCAUAAAGUCUCUAUCAGUGUUUUACAUAUUUUUAAAAUUCAUUUGUAUAGUCAAGAAUCAACUGAAAUAUCUUAUUUCCUACUUUUAGAAAACUACAUUGUAAUCUGUUUUCUGUGCUGAUUAGAGAAAUAAUAUAUAUAUUGGUCACUAUAGCUCAUUCACAGUUUUUAAUUUCAUAUUAAUUUUUACAAUUGUGUAUAAUAGUUAUUUAUUAAUUUAAAAAAUUCAUGUAUAUUUUAAUCUGUUCCAAAUUAUAAUUAUUUUAUGUAAUUUGUCUUUUAGUAAUCUUAAUUGUUUUAAGCAGAAGUUAUGAAAAUGAACAUCAUAUGUAAAUAAUUACAUAAUUGUGAAAUGUAUUUUUUGUCUUUUAUUUUAACUGAGUCUAAUACAAAAUAAUUAAUAUUUUCUUUAUAUGCAUGUAGUAACCAUAUCAUUUAAAAAUGCGACUAAUUGAUAUUGAGCGAGUAAGAGAAUGAUAGAUAUUGUAUUCUGCAGAGGCAUAAUUUUUUUUCCAUUUUUCUAAGCUGCUUUGAAUAUUAAUGUCAUUUGUUCUGAUGGUAAAAAAUUGUAAGAUGGGCUCAUAAACUUACUAGCAAUUAGAAAACAUAUAACUGUUAUCAUAUAAUGAAGUAAAAUUGGAAGUUUAGGCAUAAUAAGUUAUAUAAAUGACCGAAAUUCAUUAAAUAUGCAUGUAAAAUAGUCUUAAUACUCUGUAUUUGAAUUUCAGAACUACAAGUAUUUAUUGUAUAUUGUAGUAGCUACAUAAAAUAAAUGUGGCUUGAAAUAAAAUUUUGUUCUUUUUUCUCUC
This is a messenger RNA of Stegodyphus dumicola, 7192 nucleotides long. RefSeq names its product syntaxin 13 (gene Syx13). Gene Ontology annotation, biological process: vesicle-mediated transport; vesicle fusion; intracellular protein transport. Lineage: Eukaryota; Metazoa; Arthropoda; Arachnida; Araneae; Eresidae. Gene Ontology annotation, molecular function: SNAP receptor activity; SNARE binding. Gene Ontology annotation, cellular component: endomembrane system; membrane; SNARE complex. The record is from RefSeq and is a predicted model, not a curated record.